Molecule: messenger RNA, 1548 nt
Organism: Melitaea cinxia (Glanville fritillary)
Lineage: Eukaryota; Metazoa; Arthropoda; Insecta; Lepidoptera; Nymphalidae
Product: cytochrome P450 6B7-like
Exons: 2
Coding region: 1-1548 (515 amino acids)
Molecular function (GO): monooxygenase activity; iron ion binding; heme binding
Source: RefSeq, a predicted model, not a curated record
AUGAUAGCCUAUUAUUCAAUAUUUAUUUUCAUUUCUGCUGUUUUGUUAUUUUUAUAUUAUCAAAUAACUAAAAAUUAUGACUAUUGGAGAAAGAGGAACGUACCUUUUUUGAAACCUUCAUUAAUGUUCGGUAAUUACAAAGAAUAUAUAUUUUUCAAGAAAUAUCUUCCUAAACUCACGCAAGAGAUUUGUCAAAAGUUCCCAGAUGAACCGUACGUUGGAGUGUUCUAUGGAACCGAUCCUGCUCUCGUAGUCAAAGACCCUAACUUAGUCAAACUUGUAAUGGUAAAAGAUUUCUACUACUUUAACCACAGAGAGGUAUCUCAAUACGUACAUAAGGAGGAGAUCACACAGAAUAUGUUCUUCAAUGGAGGUGACACGUGGAAAGUCUUACGCCAGAACUUAACGUCACUAUUUUCAUCCUCUAAGAUGAAAAAUAUGUUUUAUUUAAUUGAAUCAUGUGCUAACUCCCUAGAAAACGAAUUUAAUGAGGAAUUAAGCAAACGUAAUACCAUAGAGACAAAGUCUCUUUUAAUGAGAUAUACAAUGGACUGCAUCGGAUCCUGUGCUUUUGGUAUAAAUACCUGUACAUUAGAGAAAAAUUCACGAACUAACCCGUUCAUGAUAAUAGGUGAAAAGCUAUUCGACGUUUCAAACUUUGGAGGUUUUAAAUUGGUCACUCGUGCAAUGUGGCCUGCUAUUUUCUACAGGAUAGGACUAAGACUUUUUACGACUGACAUAGACAAUUUUUUCAAAAAACUUCUUACUGAUAUAUUUGAGAGUCGCAACUAUAAGGAAUCUUCGAGAAAUGAUUUUGUUGACCAGGUCUUGAGCUGGAAGAAAAAGAAAUAUUUAAGUGGAGACAGUGUAAGUAAUAUAAACACUGAGGAUAAAAAAAUUGUGAACCUAGAAGUAGAUGAUGAAUUACUUAUAGGACAAUGCGUACUAUUUUUUGCUGCCGGAUUUGAAACAACAUCGACUUCAUCUAGCUUUCUUCUUUUUGAACUCGCUAAAAAUAAAAAAGCACAAAAUCGAGUUCUAGAAGAAAUUGACGAUUACUACAAAAGGCACAACGGUAAAAUCGAGUACGAAUGUUUGAAUGAAACACCGUUUUUACAAGCGUGUCUGGAGGAAACACUUCGCCUUUAUCCAGUUCUAGGUGUCCUGACUCGAGAAGUAUCUGAAAACUACACUUUGCCAACUGGUUUACAACUAGAGAAGGGCACCCGUGUUCAUAUACCGGUUUACUAUCUACAUAAUAAUCCAGAAUACUUUGCGGACCCAGAAGAAUUUCAUCCCGAAAGAUUUUAUGGCGAAGAGAAAAGGAACAUCAAACCCUUCACAUACAUGCCUUUCGGUGAAGGACCUCGGAUAUGUAUUGGACUCCGAUUCGCAAAGAUGCCGAUAACUGCUGGGAUUCUCACCUUGUUGAAGAACCACAGUGUAGAACUCGCUGAAGACAUGCCUCCCAAGGUUGACUUCCAGCCACGAGCGAUAGUCACUCAAGCCAACUGUGGUAUAAAUCUAAAGUUUACACCUAGGAAAUAA